AUGGCCGACAUCAUACUGCCUCUGCUAAUAGUGCUCAUCGCUGGAUGGAUUGGAUUACUCGUACAGGUUCCGUUCACAGGCGCUUUGAUUCGAUUCCGAGCAAACUAUACGCCAAAGGGACUCCAACUCGAUAGCGAGGGACAGGCGCAGCCAUAUGUUGGGCCAGUAGUGUCCAACUACUUUGCGAUGCUAAGGCGAAUACUAAGAAUAGAGGGAUGGCCAGGUUUUUGGAAAGGAUAUGUACCAAGCGCCAUAUCGUCGAUUCUCGUGGUUAUAUUCGUUGGAUUUAUAGGGGCCACGAUCCCAAAGACCCCCGGGGCUUCUCAUUCCAUCACCGUCGUCAAUAGCUUCCACCUGAUCCUUUACGCCGCAUUUCUGAGCCUGCUUUCGACCCCAUUCACGAUACUCAUCAAUCGAGCCAUCACGACACCACAUCGACUACCGUGGUUUGGUUUGCGAAAGUCGCUUCGCGUCUUGUUGACACCCUAUGAGCUUCAUCGGCCAUGGAUGCUCUACUUUGAGCCCGGAUUUGGCCUGCUCAUCGCUCGCUCGUUGCACGUUUCCUGGCUCGUCUUUGUCCAACGCGGCGUGCGCCGAAUCCUCUUGCCUUCACUCAACACCGACAUUAUCCUUGACGGCACCGACAACGACGUGUCGGACACAUUCUCCAAGUUGUCCCCAGUCGCACUGGGAUUUUACAUCUUCUUUGUCAUUCUCUCAUCUAUUGCCGUCUUGACACCGCUCGAAGUCAUUUCGGUGCGUCUGUCUGUCCAACGGAACCACUCGGAAGCGGCUGGAUUUGGUCCUGCACCACAAGACGAGGAAGAUCCAGAACUUGAGUAUGCAGGCAGAGAGGAAGAUGUCAUUGCGCUUCGACCAGAGGAGGAUCCAUACGAGGGCUUCCUCCACUGUGCAAAGAGCAUACUGCAAGAAGAGGGACCAGAGACGCUUCUUCGAGGCUGGUGGAUCACACUCCUGGCGUCGCUCGCGGGCGCCUUUUCAUGA
Molecule: messenger RNA, 1005 nt
Organism: Serendipita indica DSM 11827
Lineage: Eukaryota; Fungi; Basidiomycota; Agaricomycetes; Sebacinales; Serendipitaceae
Source: the annotation of a GenBank genome assembly